Messenger RNA from Theileria orientalis strain Shintoku, 1170 nucleotides. RefSeq lists its product as uncharacterized. Gene Ontology annotation, cellular component: nucleolus. NCBI's taxonomy places the organism in Eukaryota, Apicomplexa, Aconoidasida, Piroplasmida, Theileriidae. Gene Ontology annotation, molecular function: 5S rRNA binding. The record is from RefSeq and is a predicted model, not a curated record. The coding region runs from base 1 to 1170 and encodes 389 amino acids. The transcript has 3 exons. Gene Ontology annotation, biological process: ribosomal large subunit assembly; rRNA processing.
AUGUCGAAGAAAAGUAAGAGGAUUAAGAAGAGAAUAAACUCAUCGAUCGAUGAUAAAUACAUAGAUUCCUACGUAAACAAGGAUAAGCAACUGAAACCGGAAUCAUUGUUUAAAUAUGACAUAAUAGGAAAGUUAUCGUUAAAGGAACCGAAAUCGAUUGAAACAAGGAAAUCGAAACACUUUAAAAUUAAAAACAGCCCGGAAGUAGCGAAACUGAAGAAGCUGAAGAGGAAAUUGCUGUUAAGCGAUAAGAUGUUGAUAGAUGCAGAUUCCACAGCAGAUGCCAUAAACAUUGAUGCAGAUGUUGAUGAUAUUUGGAACGACGCUAUUUAUGAAGAUGGCGGAAAGAAGAUCAAUAAAAUUAAAAAUAUAAAUCAACUAAUACCGGCAGUUGAAAUGCCGCACCCUGGUCAGAGUUAUAACCCGAAGCCGGACGAUUAUGUGUCACUAAUCAACCACAGCGUGAACAUAAUCAAUUUAAGCAAAAAGGACGAAAUCGCAGAUGGAAAAUUGCUCAACACACACAAAAAUAUAUUCGAAAGAGCAUCAGCAUUGAAAUCGGAGAAUGUGGAUGACGAUCAAGUCAAAGAGUUGGAGUCAACGAACGACACAGAUGAGUUGGAAGAUGAGGUGAUGGAAGGCAAGAAGGUUCAAAAAAGAAAGUCUAGAACGGAAAGAAAUAAAUUAAAGGCGCUCAAAGAAGAAAAUAGAAAGAAGAUGGUGAUUAAAAGCAUUAAGAAGUUGAAAAAUGACGUCGACCACAUAAAGAAGUUGAAUACCGCAAUAAAGAAACUGGACUCGAGCAGUAAACAUGGAGAUGAUGUCAAAAAAUUCAAAAGAUACCUAAAUAGAUUGAUUUCUGGCGAGAUUCCUACGAAAAUUGGGAAUAAAAAGUUUUACAAAGAUCCCCCGGAGGUGAUUCUAAAUGAAGAAAUAAUAAGUGAAAAGAAGGAUGAGAAGGAAGAAAGUGCAGAUGAUAAGGCACCAAAAAAUAUAUCAAUCAAGAAUAUCCAAAAUGUUGAUGAGAAUCCGGUCAAAAACGUGUACAAAUCAAUAUACAGAAGAGGGCUUCUUCCGCCGCCGCCAACGCUCAAUUCGAGAUAUAAGAACCUGGUAAAAAGACUGUACAAUAGAAGAUACAUCUACAAGAGCGUGUUAUCUAGCUCAUGA